Molecule: messenger RNA, 360 nt
Organism: Stylonychia lemnae
Lineage: Eukaryota; Ciliophora; Spirotrichea; Sporadotrichida; Oxytrichidae
Source: the annotation of a GenBank genome assembly
AUGUAGAAAUAGUUAAAAAAGGCAUUUGGAAAAAAAUUUGCUGAUCCAAGUAUUAUUAUGUGCCCAAGCAAUCACCAAUUAAAAAUGAAGGAUAGCAUUCCUACUGUAAAGUAAACUAUAGUUGCUUGUGAUAUUUGUCAUAAGGAUCAAAUUGAUAAGCAUUUGAUUUACUUUAAAUGUGAAUCAAGCUGCAAUUAUGACAUAUGCUCAAGUUGCUACAUUUUACAUUUAUUUGGACUAAAUACAGUAAUUGAAUAUAUUAAAAUGGGUGUAGACAGAAACUUUGAAAGAGUUUAAUAAGGGUUACCAAUUGAGCAUAUUAGUGUGCUUUCAAUAAUUUAAUAAUUGAAGAAAUUUUGA